Oldenlandia corymbosa var. corymbosa is the source of this 246-nucleotide messenger RNA. The record is from the annotation of a GenBank genome assembly. Lineage: Eukaryota; Viridiplantae; Streptophyta; Magnoliopsida; Gentianales; Rubiaceae.
AUGAAAAAGGUCGGAAAAGGCAAACAACAACUGGAUGAACGUGGAGUGAAACAAACAAAACCCUCGCAGCCACAGCAAGUCGCGCCCUUGCGCGUUAGGAUUUCUGAGAAGGCAUUGGACAAUGGAACUGAGAAAAAGAAUUCUGCUGCUGUUGGGUCAUCAUCUGGCUUGACUGAGAAGGAGAAGACAACAAUAUUUGUGGAUAUUCGCGAUCCCCCCCCCUCCCGAAACAUAACUCCAACUUGA